Molecule: messenger RNA, 1735 nt
Organism: Myripristis murdjan (pinecone soldierfish)
Lineage: Eukaryota; Metazoa; Chordata; Actinopteri; Holocentriformes; Holocentridae
Exons: 5
Coding region: 239-1147 (302 amino acids)
Source: RefSeq, a predicted model, not a curated record
CGCUGUAUUUUCUAACAAGUCAGUGACUUGGUGGGAAACUCAUGUCAAUGCUGCCUGUUGUGCGGGAAAUUGUGGGGUUUUUUUCACGAUUGCCCUCUUGGCUGCAGGCGAGGCUCACUUGGCUGCAUUAUAUCAAAUGCACCUGUUACCCUGCAAUCAGCGUUGCUCUGAUGAUUUGUCAGCGUUUCUGCAAACACUACAUGGACACUAUUUUUUAAUUUGCAUUGAUUAAAAAAAUAUGUUCUACCCGCCAAAUAUCAUGGCAUCAAGGAGGAGACGACAGCACUCACUUCCAGGUCACAGUUACAGACAUGCUACCAACAACGUGGACCAGCUUGCUUUAAAAUACAUGAUGUGCAAAGUGGAGUCCAGCACAGACUCGGAGUCAGAGAUCAGUCCACGGUGGUCGGACACCAGCACUAUGGGGUGUAUGAGCAGUACACCAGAAAGUGGAUCUUGUCAAAGGAGGUUGCCACACAAGCCGGUGGGACGGCAUCCAUGUUAUUCUCUGUUUUUGGACCCCUACGAUGGCAGCUCUGAGGACUCUGAUGAGUCAGGUGUCGCUGCAGGCGUCCCCAGCAGGCGACUGAGGCAGCAGGCCGCAGGAGGCUCUCGGCUCUCCGGCCGGAGCAGGCGAUUCAUCCUUCACCACACUGCCUCCAGCGCCCUCAGGGAAGUGGGGAAAAAUGGAGUCAGAGAUCCUGUGUCAGAGCAUCAACAUCUUACAGACAUUAAGAUGAAAUCUGGGAGUGAGUCUGAGCUGUGGGCCCAUGAGCUAGACACUGUGUCCUCCCCUCAUGACAGAGGUGGUUGUAAAGUUUCUGUGGGGGACAUGUUGGUUGAUUCAGAAACUCAGGCCCAGUCUGUGGAUCCGGAAGGACAGCUCGAUGAUUCAGGAGUACACACUACCAGAUCCUCCACACCUCACACACCUGGAUCUCUUACCCCUGUAGGAGAGAACCUAUCCCAGCUGCUGGAUAGCUCCUCUGAACGAUCCCAUAGCCCUUGUCACCUUAGAUCUCUGUACAAGAGGAAGCUGGGCCUCUCCACAGUAGAAGUGAUGGAGUUGGGGCAAAAGAAGAGGCGGUGUGUCACCAACAUGGAGGAAGAGCAAGAGGGAGGGGACUCUGCUUCUGAAGUGUAUUAAAGCCACAUCCUCAACACAUGGAGCCUGCAUUUAUAAAGCCUUUCAGAGCAGGAGCAGUGAAUAUUUAAAGUUCACCCAUAGGUCUUAGCUCUCCCUACAAUGAUGAGAGAGGAAAACACCCUCUCUAAAUCUGCACUUCUCUGAAAUACUAAUUGAACACUCCAGCUAGUCUGGAUGCUUGGGACUGCUGUUGUGAUGCAUCGGCACUAUUGAACUGCAGUCAUAUUAUUAUGCACUGAAUGAUUCACAGAUGAAAUGAGGUACUGUAUGGUAAUUAUUUGUCAGUGUGGGCAAUGCACUUUGUUUACUCAUCACUUUGGUUGUUAAGGAUGAAGGCGCUGUUCCCCUCGUCUGGAUUUUUUUGAUGGUGAAUGAUUAUUUAUGUUAAUAUGUCACAGUUGAUGGAAAUAAAUAAACCCCAGAAGCAUACGCUACACCACCACAAUUUAUUUCAUCAGAACUUAGAAAAGAAAAAAAUGUAUCUGCCUUUCACUCCAGACAGCAGAUGGCAGAAAAAAUUAUUAACUGAUAAUGUUAAAAAUGCAGAUUUGGAUAAAAAUAAAAUCUGUCUAUUAAUUCUUGUCUUUU